This is a messenger RNA of Brettanomyces nanus, 1428 nucleotides long. RefSeq lists its product as uncharacterized. Gene Ontology annotation, molecular function: chromatin binding. The coding region runs from base 1 to 1428 and encodes 475 amino acids. The transcript has a single exon. Gene Ontology annotation, biological process: regulation of transcription by RNA polymerase II. Lineage: Eukaryota; Fungi; Ascomycota; Pichiomycetes; Pichiales; Pichiaceae. The record is from RefSeq and is a predicted model, not a curated record. Gene Ontology annotation, cellular component: SWI/SNF complex; NuA4 histone acetyltransferase complex.
AUGGCUACAACUACUUUGGCACCCCAAGUUUAUGGGGCAGAUGAAAUUGAUGCUGUAGUUUUAGAUCCUGGUUCGUAUACGACACGCAUAGGAUUUGGCGGCUAUGAUUCACCUAGUUUAGUUCUUCCAUCGUGCUAUGAGGAGAGGCCUAAGGAGGACUCAGAAGGUGAAGUUGUCCGGAUUUUUGACGAGAAUUCUCUGUACGCAAAACCGCAACCGAAUUCUACGAUCAAGUCAAUACUGAAGAAUAGCAUAGUGCAGGACUGGACUGGAGCUGUGGAGCAAUAUGAGUAUAUGUUUAAAAGGAUGGAUGUAGAUCCUCAUGAGCAGCCUUUACUACUUACAGAGUCCACUAUGAACUCGUACAAGAACAAGGUGAGGGCGCUUGAGGUAUUUUUGGAACGUGAGGAGUUCUGUGGGUUCUAUGCUGUGAAACAACCUACCUGUGUAUCAUUUGCACACGGAAGACCCAACUGUCUUGUUGUUGAUAUUGGCCAUGAUCUUGUAACUGCCACACCUGUGAUAGAUGGAAUAUGUCUCAAGAAGCAAGUCAUGGGUACACGGUAUGCUGGGGCUUUUGUUAACCAGCAAUUGGAGCAGUUUUUGGAGACGAAGAAGAUUCAAUACAACCCGAUUUACACGGUGAAGUCAAAAAAGGCUUCUUAUUGGGAGAACGAGAGUUCUCGGCCAGACUUUGAGAAGAGAACAUUAGACUACGAUGUUGAUUCAUCUGUAGGGAAGUUCAACUUAUCGAGAACAUUGCAAGAGAUGAAGGAAACGUUGCUAGAGUGCUCUCUGGAGGAGGAAUUUGAAGAGGAAACUAUUUAUUUUGAGUUGCCAGAUGGAUUAAACGUUCCGUUGAGCAAAUCCGAACGACAGAGUCUCUCCAAUUCCGUUUUCAAUCCUUUAGAAACGUUAGAAAAGAAUAUAAAGGGAUGGGAAGUUGCUCAUAACGGUAACAUCAUAGCCGAUAUAGGCAAUGGAAACGACAGAACAAGUAAAGAAUAUGUUCCAUUGAGAAGGUCAAAGAAACCAGAAGAAGUCAAGUUGUCCAAGGUUGAAGCGGCCAAAGCAGCUUUCAAAAAGGAAAAGAUUACCAGAGGAUUGGGUAUUUCCAGAUUGCUUCAAACGGUGUUGGAAAACCUGGAUGUGGAUUUGAAACCUCAGCUAGCGAAUAACAUCGUUCUUACUGGAGCUACUAGUUUGAUUCCAAGAUUAAACGAGAGAUUACACAGUGAACUUACGGCGAGAAAUCCUAGUCUGAAGAUUCGGAUCCACUCUGUUGGUAACACAACGGAAAGAAAGUAUUCGUCGUGGAUUGGAGGGUCGAUUUUGGCUUCUUUAGGAACAUUUCAUCAGCUUUGGGUGUCGAAAGAAGAGUAUGAGGAAGUUGGUGCGGAUAGAUUGAUUGUGAGUAGGUUUAGAUGA